Messenger RNA from Etheostoma spectabile (orangethroat darter), 2221 nucleotides. Its product is annotated as zinc finger protein 345-like. Gene Ontology annotation, molecular function: RNA polymerase II cis-regulatory region sequence-specific DNA binding; DNA-binding transcription factor activity, RNA polymerase II-specific. The coding region runs from base 61 to 1938 and encodes 625 amino acids. Gene Ontology annotation, biological process: regulation of DNA-templated transcription. Lineage: Eukaryota; Metazoa; Chordata; Actinopteri; Perciformes; Percidae. The transcript is spliced from 5 exons. The record is from RefSeq and is a predicted model, not a curated record.
UUAUCUUCACCGGAAGCUGGUUUGCUGCACGCGCUGAACCGGACAGAAGCAGACGGAAAGAUGGCGACCGGAGCAGGAACGAUGGGCAAGAAGGUGGAGGAGGUGCAGCCUGCAGCAGUGAAGGAGGAAGAGGAGGAGCAGCCUGUAGCAGCAGUGAAGGAGGAAGAGGAGGAGGAGCAGCCUGCAGCAGUGAAGGAGGAAGAGGAGGAGGAGGAGUAUGUGGUGGAGAAGGUGUUGGACCGCAGAGUGGUGAAGGGAAGAGUAGAGUUUCUGCUGAAAUGGAAGGGGUUCUCAGAUGAGGAGAACACAUGGGAGCCACAAGACCACCUGGACCUGGACCUCAUCACAGAGUACCUGCAGGACCACAAGGAGACGGAGGAGAAGAAGAAGAAGAAGGAGGGCAAGAGGAAAGGUGUCAGGGAGGCCUCGGGAGACUCAGAGGAGCGAGGGAGCAAGACGAAGAAGAAGGAGAAACAGAGAGGAGGAGAGGGACCCAAACAUCACAGCUGUCAACAAUGUGACAAAUCCUUCACAUCAUCAGGAUAUUUAAAGAUUCAUCAGAGAGUUCACACUAGAGAGAAACCUUACAGCUGUGAUCAAUGUGGGGCAGCUUUCACACGACAGGAUUCGCUAAAAAUACAUCAACGCAUUCACACUGGAGAGAAGCCGUACAGCUGUGAUCUAUGUAGGGCAGCUUUCACAAAACAGGGUUACCUAAAAACACACCAGCGCAUUCACACUGGAGAGAAACCUUACAGCUGUGAACAAUGUGGGGAAAUCUUUCCUAAGAGUAGUAACCUUAAAAGACACCAGCUCAUUCACACUGGAGAGAAGGCGUACAGCUGUGAACAAUGUGGAAAAACCUUUUCUCUGAGUAGUCACCUUAAAUCUCACCAGCGCAUUCACACUGGAGAGAAGCCGUACAGCUGUGAACAAUGUGGGGAAACCUUUUCUCGGAGUGAUAGCCUUAAAACUCACCAGCGCAUUCACACUGGAGAGAAGCCGUACUGGUGUGAACAAUGUGGAAAAACCUUUUCUCGGGGUAGUAACCUUAAAUCUCACCAGCGCAUUCACACUGGAGACAAACCGUACUGGUGUGAACAAUGUGGAAAAAUGUUUUCUCAGAGUAAUAACCUGAAAAAACACCAGCGCAUUCACACUGGAGACAAACCGUACUGGUGUGAACAAUGUGGAAAAAUGUAUUCUCAGAGUAAUAACCUGAAAUAUCACCAGCGCGUUCACUCUGCCUCGGUAGGAGUCAAACGUCACCGCUGUCAGGACUGUGACAAAUCCUUCACAACAUCAGGAAAUUUAAAGAGUCAUCAGAGAUUGCACACUGGAGUGAGACCUUACAGCUGUGAUCAAUGUGGGGCAGCUUUCACACAACCGAGUUCAUUAAUAAAACAUCAACGCAUUCACACUAAAGAGAAGCCGUACAGCUGUGAUCAAUGUGGGGCAGCUUUCAUAUUACAGAGUUACCUAAAAACACAUCAACGCAUUCACACUGGAGAGAAGCCGUACAGCUGUGAUCAGUGUGGGAAAACUUUUUUUAGUGGCAGUCACCUUAAAUCUCACCAGCGCAUUCACACUGGAGACAAGCCGUUCUGGUGUGAACAAUGUGGGAAAACCUUUUCUCAUUGUAGUGCCCUUAAAAGACACCAGCUCAUUCACACUGGAGAGAAGCCAUACUGGUGUGAACAAUGUGGGGAAAGGUUUUAUCGGAGUAGUCACCUUAAAAGACACCAGCGCAUUCACACUGGAGAGAAACCGUACAGCUGUGAACAAUGUGGGGAAACAUUUUCUCAUAGUGGUGGCCUUAAAUCUCACCAGCGCAUUCACACUGGAGACAAACCGUACUGGUGUGAACGAUGUGGAAAAAUGUUUUCUCAGAGUAGUAACCUGAAAAAACACCAGCGCGUUCACUCUGCCUCGGUGUGAACAUGUUUCAGAGCCAAGCUGUUUCCUCCUCUCCUCCUCAUGCCCUGAUAGCUGUGUUGUUAUAUUCUGAUCUUCUCUCCACAUUGAAGGCUGACCAGCAGUAACUUUAUCUUCUGAGCAGCAUGAUGUUAUCCUGGCUACAACUACGUAUUACGCUCCCUCCCUUUGAAGGGUUAACUCCACUCAAAAUGAGCUUUUAUUCCUAUAAUAAAACAUUCUGAGGUCAGGGUUCAACUGCUAGCGCUGUUUCACUAAUGCUGCAACGGAGGAGUAUUUGUUCUUA